Molecule: messenger RNA, 3340 nt
Organism: Sorex fumeus (smoky shrew)
Lineage: Eukaryota; Metazoa; Chordata; Mammalia; Eulipotyphla; Soricidae
Gene: CACUL1
Product: CDK2 associated cullin domain 1
Exons: 9
Coding region: 31-1170 (379 amino acids)
Biological process (GO): ubiquitin-dependent protein catabolic process
Molecular function (GO): ubiquitin protein ligase binding
Source: RefSeq, a predicted model, not a curated record
CGCGGCGGGCGGGUGCUGGGGGCCUGCAGGAUGGAGGAGAGCAUGGAGGAGGAGGAGGGGGGCAGCUACGAGGCGAUGAUGGACGACCAGAACCACAACAACUGGGAGGCGGCGGCCGACGGCUUCCGGCAGCCCCCGCCGGCGCCCGCGCCGCUGCGGCCCGCGCCCGCCCGGGAGCCCCCCGGGGCGCAGCUGCUGGCGGUGCCCGCGGGCGCGGCGGCGGACAGGAAGGGCCCCAAGGAGGGGCUGGCCCUGGGCGCGCCGCCGCCGCCGCCGCCGCCCCCGCCGCCGCCGCCGCCGCCGGCGGCCCCCGAGCCCAACGGGGUGAUCAUGAUGCUGAAGAGCUGCGACGCGGCGGGGGCCAAGGCGGCCCCCGCCCCCAGCGCCGGCGCCAGCAUCAACAUCAACACCUCCACCUCCAAGUUCUUGAUGAAUGUUAUAACUAUUGAAGAUUAUAAGAGCACAUACUGGCCAAAAUUGGAUGGUGCCAUAGAUCAGCUUUUAACCCAGAGUCCUGGUGACUAUAUCCCCAUAUCCUAUGAACAGAUAUACAGUUGUGUGUAUAAAUGUGUAUGCCAGCAGCACUCGGAACAGAUGUAUAGUGAUCUGAUUAAAAAGAUAACCAGUCACUUACAGAGAGUCUCAAAGGAGCUGCAGGCCAGCCCUCCAGAUCUUUAUAUUGAAAGAUUUAAUAUAGCUCUUGGACAAUAUAUGGGAGCAUUGCAGAGCAUUGUGCCUCUUUUCAUAUAUAUGAAUAAGUUUUACAUCGAAACCAAGCUUAACAGAGACUUAAAAGAUGACCUUAUAAAGCUGUUUACGGAACAUGUUGCAGAAAAGCACAUUUAUAGCCUAAUGCCUUUACUCUUAGAAGCCCAGUCUACACCGUUUCAGGUCACACCUUCAACUAUGGCAAAUAUCGUGAAAGGCCUGUACACCCUCAGACCAGAGUGGGUUCAGAUGGCGCCAACUCUGUUUUCUAAAUUCAUACCCAACAUUCUCCCUCCGGCAGUGGAAUCUGAGCUUUCAGAAUAUGCUGCCCAAGAUCAGAAACUUCAGCGAGAACUUAUACAGAAUGGUUUUACAAGGGGUGACCAGUCCCGGAAGCGAGCUGGGGAGGAGUUGGCAUAUAACAGCUCAUCCGCAUGUGCGAGUUCCCGUGGGUACAGAUAGUAAAUGUAUUGGCUGCGCUUUCCCGAGGCCGCAGAGCUGCAGAGACUGGGCAGCGCCCCGAGGGGCCCGCACACUCGGCUCUGUCACGAAGCUGUUCUUGGAAGACGAUAUGGGACUUCUUACUUUGGUUUGUAAUUUUGAAAAACGAAAAAACAAAACAAAACAAAAAAAAACUAACACAAACGAAACAAACAACGGUCAGUUGCUGCUAGACUUGGGGAUGAUUGUGAAAUGGGACAAUCUCUUAACAACAGUGUGACUACAGACCUGAGAGGAACAAGCCUCUCAAAAAGUGACCAUGUCUGUGUGAAAUCUGACAGCCAAAAUUAGCAGCUUCCUCCAAAAAUAUCAGAGCAGAAGAGUCUUUCCUUUUUUUAAAAGCACUUGUUUUGUUCCUUUGUGAACUUGGCACGUCGACGUACUGGUUUCACAUGUCAAGAUUUCUUUUGCUUUCCAAGUAAGCAGAUCAGUGUUUUUUUCACACCCAUAACCAAAAAAACAAACAAACCCAUUUGAAAGAGUUGGUCUUUGUUUAGCAUUGGUCUUGUCGAGAGUAAAUGCUAACUCUGCUUUUGCCCCGACCCUCUCCCCCUCAGUCCACGACCUUUUUUUUCUACUCUGUGCCUUGAGCUUUGUGCACUUUGCAACUUUGUGAACGUGUUGUCCAACUCGCAGAUGCUUCCUGGGAGAGUUGACGGUGUGACGGACCCGCCAACCCCGGGGCAGUGUGACACUCCCACCCCCCCCCCCCGGGGGGCGGGAUGCUCAGUGGGAAGACAACAACAAGCUGUGCCCUCGUCCCAGUCCCCUGCUUCCUGCCGCGUGUCCAUGCUGAUGUUGGGGACCAACUCUUCUAGAACAUUUCCAUUCCCUCGGUCACUUACCACGAUCUCACCAGCUGCUAUAGUCUUGGCAUUGCGCUAGGUUAGGGGUGGGGAGGUGCCUUUAGCAUUAGAACUCUCUUCGCCAUGUGGAGAAUUGUACCCAACAGUGAAAGCUGGUUCCUGGGAUGCCCUAGGGAGCAGGUAACGGUUAUUAACCCCGGAUAUAAUCAAUGGUGUGGGUGAUCCCCGAUCCAUUUCAUUUGAAAUGGUUGAGAUAAGUACUUAAAAAACAAAAGUCUGCAAUCUGUGUCUAAAACAUUUUCUCUGAGAGUGAGAGUAGAGAACUAGCGUUGCUGUUUUGUGAUCCCUUCGCACCGUGGCAAAGUUCCAUUUUCUGUGUCUCCACACUGUCAGUGCGAUUUGGUCCUUAUAAAGGACUCUGAGUCUAGUUGGUUUUGAAGGACAAAGGGAAACAGGAAGACGUGGCAAGGCAAAUUUCCUUCCCGGUUUUGCCUGAAUCUGAAUUAAGCGUAUAAGGGACCGUGGCUUCCGCCUGGUCCUCUUGCUCUUCGGGAUGGAGGUGAGCUGAGGCUUAAAAGUGUAAUACUGGGGAGAAAUAAGUCAUGCCUUAGAAAUCUUCCUUGUGUAAAAUGUGUCUUCAAAAACCAAAAGGAGGGGGCUGGAGAGAUAGCACAGCGGGUAAGGCAUUUGCCUUGCACGCGGCCGACCCGGGUUGGAUUCCCAGCAUCCCAUGUGGUCCCCUGAGCACCGCCAGGAGUAACUCCUGAGUGCAGAGCCAGAGCCAGGAGUAACCCUUGUGCAUCGCCAGGUGUGACCCAAAAAGCGGGCGGGGGGGUGGGAAGGAAAGAUUGUCAGAAUGAAUUUUUUUUAAGUACUUAACCCAAGUUGGGUUGGGAGGGCGUGGACUCAGUUAACCGUGCGCAUCUCUGAUGGUGUGGGUAGACACUCAAUCACUGUAAGAAUGUCACAGGCCUCCUGAGGCUCUGUGCGUUUUGAUUUCCUCCUCCAGUAACAUCUGAGUCCCAAGGAAGAAUUCCUUUUUUAUCAUGAAGUCCAAAUUUACAGUUCUCGAUGGAAUGCCUGUUGCAGGCUUGUGAAUAAAACCCUUGCAGCUGAAGUCUCCCCGCCACGGUUUUACUGAAAGGGGUGAAUGGGAACAUCCUUUCAGUGUGGGUGAAUCUUCCAGUAUCUUUAAUUAUAUACCCAAAUGCUUUUUCUGGGAGGAAGUGUUCUUCUUUCGGCCAACAGCGGAAACUUUCCCUGUAAAAGCAUUGUAUUAUGAUGUGAAUUGGCAUUAAAAUCUUUGGAUGCUUUUGCAUUAUUAA